UCCACUGCGCAAGUAGGCACACUGAUUACCAAAAUGGCGGACACGUUGGUGGAACUCGUGGAGGGCUGUCGUCUCCCUGUACUCAGGAAAAACCAAGAAAAUGAAGACGAAUGGCCUUUGGCUGAAAUUCUCAGCGUCAAGGAGGUCCCUGGGAAAAAGCUCUACUAUGUUCACUAUAUUGACUUCAAUAAGCGUCUGGAUGAAUGGGUCACUCCUGAUCGCCUCGACAUGAAAAAGCUCCAGUUUCCUAAGAAGGAGGCAAAGACACCCACGAAGAAUGGUCUGCCUGGCUCACGGCCCAGCUCUCCAGACAGAGAUGUGCUUCUGUUGAAGCAAGUCCCCACAAUUGUCAAAAAGGAUAUUAAGAGGAAGAGUCUAGAUCUCAACCUUCAAUCUGCUUCAGCUCCUUCCAGAGGCAAAACUCUUCCCACACCGAAACGGAAAGCAGAGUCCGUCUCCUUGACAUCCCAAGGCUCUGCGGCGCCGUCAGUACCUUCUCUCCCGAGCUCUGCCGAGGCCCCCCAGGCGUCCGUCUUCCCAGCUGUGGUUCGGGAGUCCUUCAGCAAUAAGUCCAGAGAAGAGCACGAGCAGCUCACGGUAGCAGCCUACUCAGCCCCUCACCCCUCUGUCUCGCAGCGUCCGCAGGCGUGGUUAUCAACGAACGGCACGACCCGUCGUCUCGUCCCGUCUCAGCCUGGCCGGAAGCGGAAGAACUGUGGCACAGAUGAGAUGAUAAAGGUAUUCCAGUAUAACAGCCCCCGCAGUGCCAGUGCCUUUCUGCCACCAGGAGAGGACUCGCAGGACAGCCUGGACGGAAUCCCCUCCGCGCCCCGUAUGACCGGCAGCUUGGUGUCGGACCGCAGCCAUGACGAUAUCGUCACACGCAUGAAGAAUAUCGACUGCAUCGAGCUUGGCCGCCACCGGCUCAAGCCGUGGUACUUCUCACCAUACCCCCAGGAACUCACCACGCUGCCCAUCCUCUACCUGUGCGAGUUCUGCCUCAAGUACCUCAAGAGCCUGAAGUGUCUGCAGAGGCACCUGACGAAAUGCAACCUUCGGCACCCCCCAGGAAAUGAGAUCUACCGCAAAGGAACCAUCUCCUUCUUCGAAAUCGAUGGAAGGAAAAACAAGACAUACUCCCAGAAUUUGUGUUUAUUGGCAAAGUGCUUCCUGGACCAUAAGACGCUGUACUAUGACACAGACCCCUUCCUUUUCUACGUAAUGACAGAGUAUGACUCCAAGGGCUUUCACAUAGUCGGCUACUUCUCUAAGGAGAAAGAGUCAACGGAGGAUUAUAACGUGGCUUGUAUUCUGACAUUACCACCAUAUCAGAGGAGGGGUUACGGCAAAUUGCUGAUAGAGUUCAGUUAUGAGCUGUCGAAGGUGGAGGGGAAGACGGGCACCCCGGAGAAGCCCUUGUCAGAUCUCGGCCUGCUCUCUUACCGCUCCUACUGGUCUCAGACUAUACUGGAGAUCCUCAUGGACCUCAAAUCGGACAACGGAGAACGGCCACAAAUUACCAUCAAUGAAAUUAGUGAGAUAACCAGUGUGAAGAAAGAGGAUGUAAUAUCAACGCUACAGUACCUAAACCUCAUUAAUUACUACAAGGGUCAGUAUAUUCUCACGCUCUCGGAGGACAUCGUCGACGGGCACGAACGUGCCAUGCAGAAGCGACACCUCCGCAUCGACCCCAAAUGCCUCCAUUUUACUCCGAAGGACUGGAGCAAGCGUGGCAAGUGGUAGACAUGCAGAGGACACUGUGAACCCCUAACAGCCAGGCUCGGAGCGCUCCGGAAAGCCAGAGCGAUGGUGAACCCCUGACGGGCAGGCUCAGAGCGCCCCGGAAAACUGGCGCGAUGGUGAACCCCUAACAGCCAGGCUCGGAGCCCUCCAAAAGACUGGAGCGACGAUCCCUGACAAAAUAACACGCCUCACACUUAAUAGGACUUUUGCUGUAAUCAGAAUCAACAAAAGAAACUUCAAAAUAUUAGGGGAAAAAAAUCCUGUUGAAGAAGGAACUCUUGCCCAUUGUUCUAGUGGUAGUUCUUAUAUGAUAAACAAGCAUCAUCAGACUCUGUCGUGUGUCGUCACUUUGUGCACUUUAUGCUUACAUGAGCACAACAAUUUGGCCUUUGCUUAAACCAAGACAGUGGCGUUGUGUCGUCUUUGAGAAGUUGCUUUUUCAAAGGUGCUUUGUAGCUCUGUGCCAUCUUUCACAGCCACCCUUCCCUCCGAUUAGCGGGGUUUUGUCCAUAUUCAUUGGACUUUCUAUUUGCCCGUUCAUCAGGUUCAUACUGAAUGCAUUAAUUGAUCCAUUUAUAAAGUAUACUUUUCUUAUUACUCUUGUAUUGCAAUGUUUAAACGUAUAAAAUCAAAUGACUAUCUGCUAUAAAAUCAAAUGUAACUGCUUUUGGUCUUGAGGGGCGUUUCCUCCGAGCACAGCCGCCUGUGGAACCACCGUCGCAGACUUAGCAAGCUAACGUGAUGUUUGUUCGUUAGUGAGUGUACAUAAUGUAGCUCUUCUAUCUCUCUCUCUUUUGUAAUGGAAGUUUUUAAAAGUGAUGUCUGUGCAAAUUUAAAAACUGCAUGGGGAUGUUCAUAAAAGAAGCCAUGUUGAACUGUUACAAGAUGUACAUUUGGAUACCUGUACAGAUGUCGAUCGUUUUUCUUUAAUGAAUGUAAACCAUCCAACACUCAUA
This is a messenger RNA of Electrophorus electricus (electric eel), 2699 nucleotides long. RefSeq names its product K(lysine) acetyltransferase 5b (gene kat5b). Gene Ontology annotation, molecular function: histone H4K16 acetyltransferase activity. Gene Ontology annotation, biological process: regulation of DNA-templated transcription; double-strand break repair via homologous recombination. Lineage: Eukaryota; Metazoa; Chordata; Actinopteri; Gymnotiformes; Gymnotidae. Gene Ontology annotation, cellular component: NuA4 histone acetyltransferase complex. The record is from RefSeq and is a predicted model, not a curated record.